Messenger RNA from Torulaspora globosa, 483 nucleotides. It is a transcript of the gene YPT35, whose product is annotated as Ypt35p. Gene Ontology annotation, molecular function: phosphatidylinositol-3-phosphate binding. Bases 1 to 483 code for a protein of 160 amino acids. The record is from RefSeq and is a predicted model, not a curated record. The transcript has a single exon. Lineage: Eukaryota; Fungi; Ascomycota; Saccharomycetes; Saccharomycetales; Saccharomycetaceae.
AUGAAUGUGCUGGCGCCAGAGCCGAUCACGCUGGCGGACGACGAGUCCGCCAGCAGUCUCGGGCCCACCGCAGCGCUCAACGUGCUGCGGGCCCACGUAACCGAUUGCACCGUCGUGAGCGGUGAAAACGGCUCCAAGUUCGCCGUCUGGAAGGUCACCCUCGAGCUGCAGCGCCCGGACGCUCCCGCCGACGGCCAUCCCAGCGUCGCCAUCUACAAGAGAUACUCUGAGUUCCGCCGCUUCCGCGACCAGCUGGCUCGACGCUGCCCGGCCAGCGACCUGCCCCAGCUGCCCCCCAGGGUCAGCUGGUACCAGUCCUGGCGCUACCAGGACGUCAACCUCGACCGGGCGUGGUUGGCCCGUCGCAGACAGGGCCUUGACUACUUCCUCAACAAGAUCCUACUCGACCAGACGCUGGUCGCCGCGAACAGAGAGCUCAUCGUCCGCUUCCUCGAGCCGCAGCCGGCUGCCAAUGGCCUCUGA